ACCUGUGACAUUAAGAUCAAGAUCAAGAUCAGCUGGCUUGCCACUGCCUGACUGGCGCCUGGCGGUGCACGACAAUGUCGGGGAAGACUCGGAGUCUGUUCGGCACGGCUUUCAAGCACUUUGUCAACUCCCUGAAGCCCCGCGCGUCGCCGGGGCAGCUCGUGGGGCGCGACCAGCACGGCAACAAGUACUUCGAGAUAGCAGCAGAUCCAAGUCGAGGGAAGAGAUACCCCAGGAGGUGGCUUGUUCCCGUCUCCGAGGCAAAGUUCACCGAGGAAACCGUCGCCCUGGAAUGGAAUGCGUGGCUCAGGAACCGCCGGGACCAGCCGCCAACGGAAGCAGAGAUCAGUGCAAACAUUGCCCUGUCCAAGAUGAAGAAGGAGAACGCCGACAAGCUGGACGAGAAGGCGGGCAGGAAGGCGGACGCAUCACAAAAGCACAAACACAUGAGCGACUUCCCUGUGUACGAGGAGUAUGAAGUGACGCCAGGCUCCAGGGACGACCUCAAGUGAUGCAUCUACCCUUAGGUAAUAGUAAUGGUUAGUGAAGGGAGGUAAAUGUACAUAGCUGUAAAGGAGCUCAUCUUGGCAGGCACCAGGCAGGCUUCGUCUCCUGGCCUUACCUCAACUUUUCUGCAGUAAUCAUGUAGCAGUGUUCCAUAGGUUUAUCUUCUGUCUGGUGAUGAUAUUUACUUAAGUCCUGCAUGUUACAGUAAACUCUCACUUUAAUAAACCACUUGGGGGAAGGGGGUAACGUUAUAUCUGAAAAUUUCUUUAUCUGAGGGAUUAAAACUCAUGAUAUGUAACGAACUUUGUUAUAGGAGCUGAAAGUUGGCUGUUUUCAAGCAUUCCCAUCUAUAACAGAACUUGGUCCUUAUACUAUAUGAAAGGUUGUAUACAUAUGUUCAUGCAGUCAUCACAAAUACUACCCCUAUACAGGAAAAUUAGAACAAUAAUUACACAUUGGACACUUUCUUACACUGACCAACAUGCGUGCACACACUCAGCCGUUCCUCCACUGAACACAGCCCCACAAUCACCAGACUUGUUCCCUAAAUCCCUCCUGCACACACCAGAAAAGUAAAAAUGCUCAUUAAAGACAAAAUUUGUUAUAUUGAGAUCCCUAAAUGUGAGGGUUUACUGUACUUUGCCUCUGUAGCUUUGUUGGUGCAGUGUACAGGAGAGGCCUUAUUCUAGUUUGCAGCAGACCAGCCUUGUGCUGCAUUAUCAGAUAAACUGGACGGCUGGAUGCCACCACAUGUAUCAACAGUUGGAUCAUACCUAGUGUUUAUUUACUUAUAUAUUCUUAUCUUGUCCCCCUCUGCCAGUGAAGCACUGUAUGUGUACUGUUACGAGUUUCAUAACUGGACGGCUUCCUGUGCUCCCUAUUUCCUCCUCCCCCUCAUGUUAGUUAAUGUGUGAUAAGGAAAGUGAGCAAGAGAAAAUGUGUUUCUCCACUAAAUGGGCAGCAAAUGUCAGCUGAGUUCUGUUUGGAGGGCCUAACUUGACUUGUGGAACAUGGCCUCAAACAUAAAUGAAUAUUUUAUUCUGAGAAGGAAAUCUUCCAGAAAAAUAAACUUUUCCUACUCAUUGUGGCGUGAGCUGAGUUGCAGGUUCAGUUAAAGCAUGUUGCCUCUGACUCAGUGUGGGCGGGACAGGGGGCGAGGGAGUGGUGUUGCUUCACAAUGAAGUUUAAUGUCUUGAUGCUUUCUCUUCAAAACAAUAAAUUGUAUUAUUGAAA
This is a messenger RNA of Eriocheir sinensis (Chinese mitten crab), 1740 nucleotides long. Its product is annotated as NADH dehydrogenase [ubiquinone] 1 alpha subcomplex assembly factor 2-like. NCBI's taxonomy places the organism in Eukaryota, Metazoa, Arthropoda, Malacostraca, Decapoda, Varunidae. The record is from RefSeq and is a predicted model, not a curated record. The transcript has 4 exons. Gene Ontology annotation, cellular component: membrane. Bases 75 to 512 code for a protein of 145 amino acids. Gene Ontology annotation, biological process: mitochondrial respiratory chain complex I assembly.